CUGUGGGCUAAGUUAAGUUUGUCCGCCCAGGCUUCCCUUCCCUUCCCUUCACUUCCCUUCACUUCCCAUCCCAUCACAACUCGACGAGGCUUUGUUUCACUGAUGAGCAACAGCCGUUUAUUUCGCGUAAAAGCCACAACAAAGGUCCAGGCGGUUGAAACAGCCAGACCCGUGCGUGACACUUGGGAAAAAGGAGAGAGAAAGUAGGUCCGGAGGAGGACGGAGCUGACACUGGGCUCGGUUGUCAUGUUUUGUUGCUACUUGUUGAAUAGGCUGCGUGGACGGACACGACACUGAGCCUGAGUGGGCAGCGUGCUGUGAACAGGGUCUGUGUCACCAUGAGACAGUGACAGCACACACAGCCAUGGCAGAGCUGGAGAUCGACCAGUCCAACCUUCCACGCGUCCAGGAAGUGUGUCAGUGUUUUGCUGUGCUGGAGGACGGGGUGUUAGCACACAGCCUGCAGGAGCAGGAGAUUGAACAGUACUAUACCACCAACAUCCAGAAGAACCAACUGGUGCAGAAUGACAUCCGUGUAGCAAAGAGGCUUCAGGAUGAGGAGGAGGAGCAACGGGCUCAGCAGAGUGCCCUUCUCAGACAGGCCUCCAGACAACUAGAGGAGCAAGACUUUGAGUAUGCUCGUGUAAUCCAGGAGGAGAUCCAGAGGUGCACUGAGGAGGCUCUAAGGAGGGAGCAAGAUGAUGAGGAAAUGGCCAAACGAAUGCAGGAAGAGGAGGACAGAACCAGGAGGAGCAGAGAACAGGAAAACUAUUGUGAAGGCAGCAGCAGUGAUUCUGCGUUGACAUCCCCACACACAUAUGACCGACAGGAGCAGUACUCGCCAUCUACCACCAGGUGGCAAUGUUCAACCUCUGACUAUUCAGACUUAAGCGGGCCUCUGGCAGAGUCCCCCAGGGGGAUAGCAGCUCAAAAAAAUUCAACGCCAUGGUCAAAUGAAGGACACACAGAUUCAUUUAGAGAAACCAGGAAUGAAUUCAGAGAGCUUUUGAGUGAUGAUUCAGAGGACUUGGAUGCAGUUUUCUCUGAACUGCUCUCUGUGAGGUCACAAAGACGGAAUAAAAGACUAAGCACUGUGCCUCCUCAGCGGCGGGCAUCCUUACCUCGGCCACAAGAGAGAUACUACAGAAGUCUGAGCUCUCACAGAAGCUUCACAAAGGACUUCCAAAGCUGGGAAGAGGAGACCGAAGAGUGGGAUGAGGACUGUUAUGAAAAUGGUGAAGUAGAGAACAGGAAGGCUAGGAAUCGGGAUAAGGAAAGGAGCUAUAGAGGGGCCUCUGAAGGUUGGCAUAGAAAUACAGCUCAUGGUGGAGACUCUAGGUUAGCAGAGGUAAGAGAAGGGCGAUGUAGUCGCACUCAAUCUGUCAGACUAUAUGACAGGAGCAGACAUGGCCACAGAGAUUCAACACAGACCUGGACCUACAAGGACAACCCAGACAAACAUGUUCGCUUUCGGGAUGAUAGUCAGAGGUUUGAUAGGUAUCAGGAAGAAAGCAACAAUGUCUGGCAGAUGCUAGGUCAGGUCCUCAGAGAGCGGGGUGUGUCUGUGAGGUUUGGUGCGAAUGGGGUGCCACUGCAAAUAAGACCUCAAAGGAGAGACAGUCAGGUGCUUCAUGGGAGUGAGGUGUCCUGUGGUGACUCCCAACCACAUCAGAGAGCCUUCCAGAGAGCUGCCACCACCAGGCACAGUUUCCAUGGAGAUAUCAGGGAGAGGAGGAGAUUGUCACACCGAGAGAACAGCGAGAGAGAUCACAGAGAAGAUCGAGACAGGCACCGUGAUAACCAGGAACAUGAUUCAGAGGUUUAUGAGAUUAGUAGUAGAGACUUACAUCUGAUUAACAGAGAAAGAAGAGGUAGUAGAAGGUGGAAAGAGCACAAGUACCCAAAGGACGAUGACGAUGAUGAGAGGGAGACGACAGCACGUGAGCACAGGCCCUGGCGUGGAAACACAGAGGAAAGGUUAAGCUCAGAGGAGGAGCAGGAGGUGAAGGGGAGAGUAGAGCAGCCCCGUCGAAGAGCCCCGCAGCGCAGCCAAAGCCUCAGCAGCAGCAGGGCUUCAACCAGGGAUAGGUCAAGGCACAUGCUAGCAGGAGCAUCAAUGCCACGAGAGCUGGAUGGGAGCCUUGACCUUGGAGAGCUGCAGCAGGUCCUGCAGGAUGAGGAACUGGCCCGCAAGCUGCAGGAGGAAGAGGAAAAGCAGCUGAGGAGGGUAAGGGACCUAAAUAACUCCCAGUCCGUUCGAAGCUCGUACCCAGAUCGAGAUUUUAGAGUGGCACAAGUAGCACAAGAUGAGGAAAUUGCACGCUUUAUGCAGAAACAGGAAAUCAAGUCAAAGCGUAGGUCUCGUGAGCUGGAAGGGCCGGUGUCGUGGCGUGAGCACCGAGCAAUGAUCAGUCACCAUGACAGAAGAACUAGAGAGAGACAGGUCCAUCGUGAGAGACUUGACUCAGAAGGCCUUCCCUCCCCCACAGAGGACUGCUCCCCAGAGAAUCAGCCACCAAGCCCUAUCUCUACUAUACCACCAGCCCCACAUAUCAGAAACAUCGCAGAGGAGCUUGACCCAACUUUCCAGGCCAGGAGGCAAGGCACAGACAGCCUGAGAGGCGGACAAACAGGCUCCAUUUGUCAGCCACUUCCUGUCUCUCAGUCUGGCUUACAUGGCCUUCUGGAAGAGCCCACUUUCAUCCCACCCACAAAGCGGCAGACAGACAAAUCAGGACGCCCGAAAGCCAAAGAUAAGAAAGAAAACUGCAAGCAACAAUAAGUUUGACCACUGCGUCCUGUUACAAUGCAACAGUGGAUAUUUUUGGAACACUAAGGCUCGAUUCACUUUACUUUAAGGUUGAAAAAGAUAAGGACUCUGUUUCUUACAGCCCUACUAGCACUUUAGAGGAACAAAGAGCAAUGAAUGAUACCACAUUUUAGAACAUGUUUUCAGUAAAGAAUUAACACCUUUGACAUCUUUGCCAUUUUUAAAGGGAAAACUGAUGUAUUGGAUGAAUUCAUAUUUGUUCAUCUGUAUUUAAUUUAAACAGUUUAGCCUUUAUUAUGUUUGUUACACCUUUGUUUUUUUCAGUUAAGCAGCACACUGUAAAUGUCCAUGUUACUCUUUGUUUAAAGACCUGAAGGGAUGCCUGCAAACUGAACUGAAAUGAAUUUUUCAGAAAAGGAAAUAUAUCAGUUCAGUUUUAUUUAAACAUAGAGCAUUUUCUAGUUUUUGCAUGUCUGGUGUAGUUUUUACACUCUUUAAUCUUUGGAAACACUUAAUGUUUACAGCAGGAAAAUGACAAUCAACUGAACUUAUUUAACCUGUAGUCAACAGAAAACCUCUUUGUCAACUACAGUAUGACUUAGAAUAAGUGCGUAAUAUCAAAUGUAAAUAUUUUUUACUCCUUUUAACACAGCAAGCUCAUUAUGUACCUUUGGUAUGCAUUACAUAUAACAAAGCAAUACAUGUUUAAAGGUCUGCUAAGGUCAGUGUUGGGGUGGCAUGUUUGCUCAGUUUUAGUUCAAUCACUGGUUUGACUUCCAGGUCCUCUGGUCUCUCCCUGCCAUAAAAACAUGUAUGCUAGGUUAAUUCUCCUGUCAGUGCCUUGGAUCAAGGUACUGGUUUAGAUGAGACAAUGAGUGAGCUUUGCUUACUUUACAUAUUAGCUUUUUUGGAGCUUUAAAACAUCAUCUCAGGGUCUUUUAUAUUCACUCCUGAUGUCCAACUAAAGCAGCCACAGGGUUACAUUUAGACAGUUAUCACACCGACUCACUAGGAUUCACACAAGGAUCCAAAUAGUAAAUAAACAGAAGAUAAAUUUGAAAGAGCUGACAAGCUGUAAAGUGGGCCUCCAUAGCUGUUAGACGUCCAUCCCAUGUUUUUAUAUAAUGCUUUAGGUAGGCUUUUUGUCUGUCAGUUCAGAGCCAAUUAUGUAAGCCAAAUAAUAUUAUUCAUAUUAUGAAACUUGGUCUGAUAUUAGAUUGUCUUUGUUUAUCCUGUUUUGUGUGUGUUUUUGCAUUCAUCCCUUUUUUUUAAAAUAAAAAUAAAUAUGACGCUCAUCGUGUACAGUACUUUGAAUGAAUACAGAAAGAAUUUAUUAAAUGAAAAAUACAGUGUAAAACAAUGGAUACAUGUACUGAAAAAAUAUAAAUCCAUCACAUUAUACAAAAAUACAAGUAUAUCACAUAACGUCCUUAUAGUUUGGAGGUAAAAUAAAGUGCUGCAGUCCAGAUUAGAAGUAACUCUUAAUUGAUGUAACUGAAGGCGGCGCCUGCUACCUUUCACCCGAAACAGUCUCAGCAGGUGUGACACAUACUUAGUCAGUGAUACAUUACUAUAGUUGUGGGUUAACGUUCUCACAUUUAACCCACACAGUCUGUGGUGACAAAUGUUCCAUUUCAGUAGAUAAUACACUUGUUACAAUACAGUAAAAGAAAUACAGUAAGUAAAAUUCCGCUAUGUCUGAUCUAGCUGCCCACACGAGUACAUUUUUUCAGUUUUUAACUAGUAAUAUUCAGGAAGGGGAUAUUUUCUAAUCAGACUUGAACCUUUAUUGGCAUUUUUAUUGUCUCCUAUGCAUUUCCCUAAAGUGAGUCAUAUGUUUUCCUGACAAAACAUCUCAUGACCUAUGAGACAUUUCAUAGGAAUGUCAAGAAUCAGCAUGACUAGUAACAUGAUAAAUUUGUUAAACACUGGAUUGUGUGGAACCCCAAAGAGGCACGUAUCAACCUGCAGCAGUAUUCGGUUUAAACAUCCUCAAUAGAAGACGAAAGUGUAGGUUAAGCAGAACUUGUGGUGAUUUGUCUUAAGAUGUAGUAAACACAUAUUUACAUGUGGGGAAAACCCUUCAUUGACCUUUUUGGCUGUGAAACAGUCAGGAAAGUCCAUGUAAUUCCUGG
Molecule: messenger RNA, 4905 nt
Organism: Sphaeramia orbicularis (orbiculate cardinalfish)
Lineage: Eukaryota; Metazoa; Chordata; Actinopteri; Kurtiformes; Apogonidae
Gene: ccdc187
Product: coiled-coil domain containing 187
Exons: 13
Coding region: 365-2782 (805 amino acids)
Source: RefSeq, a predicted model, not a curated record